CCAAGCUGUGCUGGAAAUCAUUAAAAGUCUUGCUUGCCUGCCAGCGUGCAAAGACAAGAGGGAAAAGACUGAGACAGGUUUUCUCGCCCUUUUCUGGUCAUCCUAAUCCUUCGUUGCAUGUAUCAGGACCACCAAGCUCAAGAGUGGACUUUAUCCCAGCUUGCCAGGUCAAAAACUUCAACGUGUGAUACAGUUGACACCUGGACUCAAGAGGGACAAGAAGCCGAAUUAUCUGACGUUCCACACUGGAGGACACCUGGAUGCCUUCUCGCCAAAGACGCAUGAUAAAGAGGAAGGCUGCUGUGGUGUCUGAACUGCAGCCUGGAUAGAGGGCAGAAGACACCUGUAGACAGUCGUUCAGUUUGGGAGGACCAUAACUAGAAUUUAUUUCAUGAGGGAAAUGCCUGGAGCUACUGACCACGCACAAAAAUCUAGAACAGAAGGAGAAAGAUUGAUCUGUUAUGAAUGAGGAAAGGGGGUACUGACUGGGAAGAGUCCCACAGAUGGGCUUCCAGUUGGGACAUUGACUUGGUUAAUAAUCUACCACGACUUCUUGGAUCCUGAAGUCCCAUCAUGAACGCCUGGAGGCUCCGACCAAAAUUCGAUUUUGCAUUGUGAGAAUAAUUCUUGCUCUGAAGAACCUGUAAAUAAGAGGAACACACACACAUAAAAAAAAAGGAAAUGCCCUGAAAUACUUAAGAAAGACGACGGGAUUAUUGGCAACUACCAUAUUUUGUGCAAGAAUCCUCAAAACUGUUUUACUCCAGUUUAAUUAAGUGGACCAUCCUCUCCAUUUCAUUCCUCUGGUCCUUCUCAUGUGAGUGAAACAGAUGGAGCACCUGUGUAAAUCCACAACAUGGCUGCGGGAUGAGCUGGACUCUCCUGCUCAAAAUGUUCGUAUCCUGGACUGUCGUAGCAGGGAACUUUACGACUCCUCACACGUGGAGAAAGCCUUGCAUGUAGCUCUGCCUGGGCUGAUGUUACGACGACUACGCAAAGGCAACCUUUCUGCCCAUUCCCUCCUUCCCGGGUCUCCUCCUGUUGUAAGGGAAGUGGCCAUUUUGUAUGAUGAGUGCACUGCCAGCCUCCCAGGGAGAAUGGGCGUCCUGUCGGAGGAACAGGAACCAGUUUUGGUGACCCUACUCCAUAAGCUUAGGAAGGAAGGAUGUCAAGCCUACUACUUACAAGGUGGCUUCAGUAAGUUCCAGGCUGAAUUUCCUCACCAUUGUGAAACCAACCUAGACUCUACCAGUUGUGCCAGCAGCUCACCUCUGCCACCAACUCCAGUGCUUGGACUAGGAGGCCUUUGCAUUGCUUCUGACUGCUCCGAUGUUGAGUCUGACCUUGACCGAGAGCCCUUGAGUGGGAUAGACUCUGAAGGCAUGAGUCCACGCAACCAGCCCCCGUCCUUCCCUGUGCAAAUUCUGCCACAUUUGUAUCUGGGCAGUGCUAGAGAUUCUGGGAACAUAGACACUCUAGCCAAGCUUGGUAUUCGCUAUAUCUUGAAUGUUACCCCAAACCUACCCAAUAUUUUUGAGAAGGACGGAGACUUCCAUUACAAGCAGAUUCCCAUAUCGGACCACUGGAGUCAAAACUUGUCUCAGUUUUUUCCAGAAGCCAUUGAGUUUAUUGAUGAGGCAGCUUCCCACAACUGUGGGGUACUUGUGCAUUGUCUGGCAGGUAUCAGUCGAUCAGUCACUGUCACCGUCGCCUACCUCAUGCAGAAGCUCAACCUGUCCCUCAACGAUGCCUACGAUUUUGUUAAGCGCAAGAAAACCAAUAUCUCUCCCAACUUUAACUUUAUGGGCCAGCUGCUGGAUUUUGAGAAAAGCUUGGGACUCAGUAGCCCUGAGGACAAUCGGCCAUCUGGCCACACCUUCUUCACAAGUCCAUCCAGCGAUGAUGUCUUCGAGCUGGACUCUUUGGACUCCACGUAGUAAAAUUCUUUGAGGGCUAUGCUAUACGUUUUAAGCUAUUAUCUUUUACGGGCCUAAAGGGCUCACAUAGAGGGAACAUCUGCCGAUUCGUUGCAGACAAAAACGACGAUGCUAAGUCUAAUAUCUAACGUAAAACUGGAAGGGGAAAAGCAAUGUAUUGGAUGAAUAUUCCCAAGUCCACCAUGGUGUUACUGGAGAUAUAUCCUUCAAAGAAUUUUGAAGAAGGCGAUCGAAAUGCAGGACAAAAAAUGAGAACCAAAGCAUAUAAACCGAAAGAUAACCUUACAGUAGACUCUUCUAGACUUCUCACCGAGGACCAGCAUCAAAACAUUGUAGCCUACACCGGUAGAUGUCAGCCGGUAGACUAUCAGUACUAUGCUUUCCCUUCCAGCAUCAUAUGGGUUAGUAUUGUUCUAUGAACUGAUUCACUCUUUUUUUUAAUUGCUGAAUUUCAGAGCGGAGGCAUCAGAUGUUCUAAAUGAAGUCUACUCAACUGGGAAUAGAAGCUCCGACCAAGAACGUAUCAUGUUCCUCUUUGAAAUGGAUCACGACAAGGACUGACUCACUUAUUUUGCUUGAUUGGAAUGAUAAAUCCUGUGAAUUGUGGAGUUUUAGAAAGUGAAGGAGCAGGUGGUGAAUAUACAUGAUCCAUCUGGUACCCACGUACGAUGAUCAGACUUGGCUCUUCGCUGCACAGGAGAAGUCCAGGCCAGUCAGGCUUGGGCCUAAACAUGCAAAGCCAUGUGUUUCUUUUUUUGACUCUUGUACAGUAUUUCUAUCCUAUGGCAACUUUUAUAAUGAUGCCAUUCUUCUCAGGCCCCUGGCUAUUAUAACUUAACAAAUAUAAAAAAAAAAUUAUAAGAACUCAGGAUUACUUCUGGCAUUUAAAGACCUGAUGUGGGCUGUCAUGCCGUAUUAGAGUAUUACCUAUAAUCCAAAGCCCUGCAGUGCAGGAUGGGAGUCAUCGCUUAGGAGAGUCAUGGAGUUUAGUAAGGUCCAUGUGAAUAAGCUUUUAAAAGAUUUGACCAUAUCGAACAAAAGGAAACUCUAGGUAGAAGGACCACAUUUAUCGAUGCAUCUUUUUUUUUUUUCAAGAUACAGGGACCUUUUAUUUUUUUUACAGAAUAUUUAUACUUUUAUGAUUGCAGAGGACAGAAAAAAAAUGUCCAGUUCUCUCAGCUGCCUUAACUUAGGGGUGAAGAUCUCCCAUGAGUGACCCCUCAAAUGUCAUAGCUGGCCAGUAUGCAUUUAUAGUAGAUGCGAAUGUAUUAAUGUAUCCGCAGCAUAUUACAAAAAAAUGGAGAAGGAUUCUUUAGAGGGGUUUUCAAGGAGUAGAAUAGUGAUGAAAGCCCCAGGAUAGGUCAUUAAUAUUCGAUCAGUGGGGUCCACGCCAACUGAUCAGCUGUUGGAAGAGGCCAAAGCUCUCCUGUGAUCACCGCGGACUCUUCCUAGGCCAAUAAUGCCCCAUUCAUCAGUCACAUUGCCUAGGCACAGCUCAGUCCCAUUCAAUACCAAGCACAGCCACUAUACAAAGUAUGGCGCUGUGCUUGGUAAGCUGUGAGGAGCUGUAAGGACAUCCUCUUCAAGCAGCUGAUCAAUGGAGUGCUCAGUGUCCCCACCGAUCAGAUAUUGAUGACCUAUCUGCACCUUUUAACACCAUGUUGUAUUUGGGUCCAUUAUUCCAACACAUGAUAAAAUUCUGGCUGUCUGCUGUCACCAUUAGGGGGAGCUUGUGAGCUGACUGCAUACUGAGUUAUUAUUGAGUUCAGUGUCUAAUGCCAUAAGCUUUUAAAGGAGUUGUCCUGGCAAUAAUAAGUAUGGGUUAUUUAUUAAAAUUUUUGUAAUAUUCUAUAUUUUAAUUACCAUUCUGCUCUGUAUCUCACAAUCUGAAAACCGGUCACAUGACCCUGUCCACUAUGUAACUAAACAAGACGAUCCUUCCGCCGUUGUCACGUCCAUUGCUCUCUUCUGGUCUUAGAGCAUGCCAAAAACUGAUUUGCUUAAGGGUCAGUAGGUGGUACUGGCAUUCUUCCCCUAGUCACGGCGCAUGCGCUGUUUACAGAGGGCUAAUAGCCUGGACUGGGGAAAAUAAUCUGGCACCACCUAUUGACCACCCAUGCAGAUAAGUAUGGUGGUGACUCUCUGGACCAUAAGACACAAGAGGAGAGCAGUGGAAGUGACGUUGGUGGAAGGACCGUCUUGUGUAGUAGACGGGGUCACUGUAAAUAUUAAAAGGUCUAUAGAAAUUAAAAUUACGCACCCAUAAUUAUUUUUUCCUGAACAACCCACUUUAAUAAGCUCUCCCUAGUGGUAACUAGUGAUAUCUAUAAUUUUGGACCUGCUUAGAUUUCAAGGGCGGACAUUUACUUUACCUGUAUGUACUUCAUUUACAGCCAGGUAAGAGGAAUACCUUGAAAUCAAAUGGGUCCAGAAUUUAGGCCUUCUUAAAGGGAUAACGUCCCUUUAAAAAUGAUAAAACGGGCAGCCUUAUAUGAAAACAGUCUUAGGGAAAAAGUUCACAGCCAGCUGAAAUCUGAUUGGCUGCUGUGGGUCACAAAGCCCCAUUUUUCUGAGUUGGUUUCCGAAGGCGAGGCCCAGGGCGCAGUGACCAAUAUUCACCGCCCUCCAUGUAGUUUUAUCAGAUAUUUUUAUAUAUUUUUUUCCUCUCUUUUUAGAAGCCGCAUGGCUUGUGGUAACGGGUGGGGCCCGCGGGGCCACAGGACUCAAUAUUAAAAUGACUGUUAGAAUCGCUGUUUCGUCCUUUAGUGACAGUGAAUGUCAUCGUCUGGAUGUCACAUUUGAUGUUGUGUGAUCUUAGGACGUGAGGUCAGAAAUACUGCUCUGUACGCUCAUUUAUUGGCCAUAGGAAAGUGUAACAUACAAUAGGCUUCAAGGGGUUAAAUUGCAAUCCCUUUAAAGAGGUUUUCAAGGAUUAGGGUGAAAAAAAAAGGGUCUGCUUUUUUUUUUCCCCAAGAAAUAGCGCCACUGUUGCCCAUGGGUUGUGUCUAGUAUUACAGCUUAUCCCCAUUCUACAGUUGUUUUUUUCUAUCCCUAGACCAUGGUUUGUCUGGUUUGGACAAUUCCUUUUCACCUUUUGCGUCUACCUUGAUCACCCAGGAGUCCCAGGGAUCAGUGGUGGUUGACCACCCCUGAUAAAGGCUGGAAAAUUUAGUGGGGCCGGCCAUCUAUCUGACAUGUAUGGGGGGUGUUCGGGCUCUGCCCAACAUAUGAUGGAUUUCAGCAUGCCUGAUCUUUUGGUUUCACAAGAGAUCAGCCACCUCCAAAGAUGUCUGGCGACGGCCUACUCCCCUCUGCCCACUGAGGACACAUGCAUACUAGGCCAAACCGAGUGUGCAUGUGUAUGGGAGCAGAGUCGGGAGAGAUAGCGGUCGGACGAACGAGAGUUCGGUCAACACCUAUUGAAGAUUUGGGGCCCCUCUUUAUUAGCCAGCAUAGAAGGGCAGCUAGAAAAGGGGUUAUUUAAACCAGACGCCCACACGUGUAAGCUACACAAAAUUCUGCAGUAUUAAUAUUAUUAUUCACAAAGUGCAAACUUAUUUUUUGCAGCUUGAGCGACUUUAGUAAUUUUCCCCAGUUGUGUUGGGGAACAUCGAGGUUCUAGCUAUAGUGUAAUAACCAGUCUACAGCACUAGGAUUUACGGCAGGGCCGCACGCGCAGAGUCCGUGCCGCCAUAUUAUAGUGCCACAGUAACCCUGUCUGCUGCUAUAUGGUGCCUACGUGCAGCAAUGGAUUACAGAGGUAUGAACUAUGGCUUUUAAUUGGCCACAGGUUAUGACUAUUGAAGUUGUGAGCUCCUAGACCUGAAAACCCUUUUAGCCUCGCAGCAAAACUCAUACACCCUGUUGGAGGCGGAGCAUUACACCUAAAACCUAAGUACUGAAUACCUGUGUCAUGCUCCGCCUCCUUAGAACCUGGCCAGAGCCUCUGGUGUAUCGCUCCCGGGAGGUGUCGGGACUGUGUCUCAUCUCGCCUUAGUAACGGCAAGAUGAGACAACCCCUUUAAGCAUGGGGCUCAUCAUUUAAAGGGGUAUUUAAUUGUAGAAAUAUUAGAUCGGUGGGGGUCCCACCAACAGUCAUGAGAACAGGAACACCAAACCCUGUGAGGCCCCAGAUAUGAACUGAGUAGCAGGUAUGGCUUGUAGACUGCUUCUACAUGUAUCUCUGCCGGAGAUAACCCAGUACAGUGCUUGCUACUCCCAACAAGAUGAAUAGAGCGUAGUAGUGGGCAUGCUAAACCUGCUAUUCCAUUCAUUUCAAGAGGAGUCCCACCAGUAGUGGGAGUAACUCCCAUUGAAAUGAAUAGAGAGUAGUAGGUAUGCUCAACCUGCCGCUCCAUCAUUUCAGGGGAACUCCCACCGGUAGAGAGAGUAAUUCCCAUAGAGAUGAAUGGAGAGGUAGUGGCCAUGCUCAACCUGCCGCUCCGUUUAUUUCAAGGGGAGUCCCACCGCUAGUGGAAGUAACUCCUAUAGAGAUGAAUGUAGUGGUAGUUGGCAUGCUUAACCUGCCUGCUCCGUUCAUUUUAAGAGGAGUCCCACCGCUAGUGGGAGUAACUCCCAUAGAGAUUAAUAGAGCGGUAGUGGGCAUGCUCAACCUGCCACUCCGUGCAUUUCAAGGGGAGUCCCACCAUUAGUGGGAGUAACUCCCAUACAGAUGAAUGGAGGGGUAGUUGGCAUGCUCAACCUGCCACUUGGUUCAUUUCAAGGGGAGUCCCACCGCUAGUGGGAGUAACUCCCAUAGGGAUGAAUGGAGCGGUAGUGGGCAUGCUCAACCUGCCACUCCGUGCAUUUCAAGGGGAGUCCCACCGCUAGUGGGAGUAACUCCCAUAGAGAUGAAUGGAGGGGUAGUUGGCAUGCUCAACCUGCCACUCGGUUCAUUUCAAGGGGAGUCCCACCGCUAGUGGGAGUAACUCCCAUAGAGAUGAAUGGAGGGGUAGUGGGCUAGCGCAACCUGCCACUAUGUUCAUUUCAGGAGGAGUCCCACUGGUAGUGGGAGGAACUCUUAUAGAGAUAAAUAGAGAGGUAGUGGGCAUGCUCAACCUGCCGCUCCAUCAUUUCAGGGGGAGUCCCAUCGGUAGAGGCAGUAACUCCCAUAGAGAUGAAUAGAGCGGUAGUGAGCAUGCUCAACCUGCCGCUCCAUCAUUUCAGGGGGAGUCCCAUCGGUAGAAGCAGUAACUCCCAUAGAGAUGAAUAGAGCGGUAGUGAGCAUGCUCAACCUGUCGCUCUAUCAUUUCAGUGGGAAUCCCACCUUUUGUGGGAGUAACUCCCAUAGAGAUAAGUGGAGCGGUACUGGGUAUGCUCAACCUGCUACUCCAUUCAUUUCAGGGGGAGUCCCAGUGGCAGUGCCAUCAGUAGGAACUAAUAGUUAUGCCCUUUCUUGUGGAUAGGGGAUAGCUUGCUACAACCGGAAUACCCCUUUAAUGGUCCUCUUUUAAAUGAAUAAAGCCUUAAUUAUAAAAUCACUUGCUGGCACAUGGACAUUACAGAUGACUAUUGGAUCAUUAAAUCCCAUGUACUUCAGAAAAAAUAGCUUGUUACAAAGACUUGAUGUUCUUAUCCCAUGCUCAAAAAGUGACGCAGACACAGUCAGUGGUGACACAAUGCUGCGGAGUCACCUGACAGCGCUGCAGAUGUCCUCAAUGAGUCACAGCCAUUAAACAUUCCCUUAUUUUCAACUUCUGUGCAUUGUAGGCAAUAACCAAAGAUAAAACGUUUGAGCUGAAUAAUCCCAUCCCCCGCCAUCGGACCUUCACAAAUCUAUCCUUUUAAGCGUGAGAUUUACAGUAUAAUCUUUUUAUUUGAUGAGGUAAAGGACCAGUCAUAGUUUAAUGCAGUCAACACAUUAGGCUGAGCCGAGGACUGGGAACAAAUAAUCAUGCGAUCAGUCAUCCUCGAUAAUUGACCUGGGUAAAGGUGCUACUGUUCACCCGACAAAUCAGAAAAACGCUUAUUAGUCGGCUGAUCGCAUCUUUCAUGAGGUCCUAAAAUCGUUGCUGGUGGCCAGCACAUUGCCCUGUGCAUUUGAAAAAUGAAUGGGGGGCGAAUGAUCGCCAUUACAAUCAUUCGUACCCCUUUCACUUGGCAUCGGGCCAUGUGAAAGGCACGUUACACGAGCACCAAGAGAAUUGGAUACGGUCGAUCGGUGCUCAUUUUUGGACCUGCAUCUGGCCAUGUAAGACUGCCCUAAGAUUAUUUCUUAAUCUAUUUAUGAAGCUGUCUGCAGAAGAUGUGGAGCAAGGACAACCUAAACCAGCUCAUGGAGGCAGACAGAAAUUUUGACUUGAGCUUUUUGUGUGUCUGCUAAAGAGAUUCAGAUGUUAAUUUUGGAUUCUGGAUUCUGACACCAGCCACGGGGGAGGUGGGGGGUGGAAAUGACCCAAUAUGACAUCAUCUAUGGCACCAAGACAAAAGCAAUAUCAGUCAAUCAAUGUCAUACAAAAUUAGGUGGACCAGUAAUGGACAUGUUUGGAAGAUCAGUGAUCAACUGAAGGGUACUGUCAAAGCUGACUGCUUGCCCUAAGCUACAAAUGACAGGAUAUUGCCUAAUUCGGCCAAUUGUGCCUGGUUGAAUUGGACAGUUGGUGCUAUCUCACUUGGCUUUUUGUCCAUAGAGCUAUACAGUGAAGUGGCUAACCAAUUAAGUCAUACGAGACAUUAAAAUCUUCUCAGUAGGGGGUUUUGUUGAGGUUGGAAGACACUCUUGGUUGUUCAUUCUUGGAUGGUGGUUAGAUUUUGUUUGAUCUUUACAAUCUACUGUUUGAACACCAAAGUAAGUGAUGUCAGAGAUCAGCUAACCUCAGCUGCUCUUGGCGCACCUUGGAGGGUGAACCACACGUUGUGGUCAAUAUUAUCAUCCAGUAGUUGACACCAAUCGGAAACCCUUCUGCCUCCAAAGGAAUGUAUGUUUGGACAGUAGGAAUGUGCAAACUAAUGGUGGAAUUGGUUUCAGCAGUAUGGACUUAAAAUGGCCAUAAAUUGUAGCCCAAUAUGACCAGAAGCCUCAGUCAUCACCUAACAGCAAAUGAUCAGAUGGUGGACAAUGUGGACAGAUGAUCAGAUUUAUCUACAAAAGUAUGACUUCCAAAACUACUAUAAUAUUUCAGAAUGUAUUCCAGUAUUUUUUUCCAGCAGUAUUGUUGAUGUCGACAAAUGGUGGUGGACCCUUCCUACAAGUGUCAAUUACAAAAGAGCCUGGUGUAAUGUAGGGUUCUCAGUAUUAGGUCUUUCAUCCGGGUGCUCUGGUGGGAACGAGGUGCUGUACACUGAAGUUUUCAUCCCACCACCUGUUCUCCCAAGUAAUUUCACUUUGACCAUGAGAAGGUGAGGAGCAGAGAUGAGCGAAUUUCCUGUUUCCGGUUUCCGUUAUGCAGGAGAGGACUCCCCUGCAUAACGGAAACUGAACAGAUCCGUUUUGCAGCUCUAAAGGCAUUCCGUUAUGCAUUCCGUCAUAGAAUUGUGUUAUGUUUCGUGGUAACGGACUCCAUAACACAAUUCAUCUUUUACCAGUAAACGAAGAGUGAACAAAUUUUAAAAUAUGAAAUUCGCUCAUCUCUAGUGAGGAGCUGAGAAAGUCCCUUCUUUGAGCUAUCACAAUAACCGUCUAGGAGGGAAGAUGGAACAAUGUAUUAUGCAAGUACGGGGAAAUGUCUUUUUAAUUAAUGACUUGUAUAUUCAUUAUUUGUUGUACGAUUUUUCAGUAAAAUAAAUUGCACCUUUUUUCUAA
Bufo gargarizans (Asiatic toad) is the source of this 9678-nucleotide messenger RNA. RefSeq names its product dual specificity protein phosphatase 6-like. The transcript has 5 exons. Gene Ontology annotation, molecular function: protein tyrosine/threonine phosphatase activity; MAP kinase tyrosine/serine/threonine phosphatase activity. Lineage: Eukaryota; Metazoa; Chordata; Amphibia; Anura; Bufonidae. The coding region runs from base 831 to 1937 and encodes 368 amino acids. The record is from RefSeq and is a predicted model, not a curated record. Gene Ontology annotation, cellular component: cytosol; cytoplasm. Gene Ontology annotation, biological process: protein dephosphorylation; negative regulation of MAPK cascade.